UCGCCCUGUCUGUUAGAGGAGAGUCAGCCUGUCCUCUCCGCUCCUCUCUGUGUUUCUGUCCACUGUCCGAGUGAGAAGAUGCGGGCGGCGGGGCUCCAGCUGGCCGCAGUGCUGGUUCUGAUUGCCGCAGUGUCCGGCGGCUCGCAGGCGGAGGUGAUCGAUGACAUCCUGGGCAGCCUCUCCCGGGCAGCAUCCUUCCUGGAGCGGCAACACGAGCACAUCAACCUGGACGGGGUGCUCGGGUACUUCAUGAUGCAGGCUGAACUGAAGGAAGCGAUUCGGACGUGGCCUCACAGUGACCCGGUCAGCUGGGCUCAGAGAACGACCGCUGUCGCUCUCGCCAAACGUCUCGAUCAAAGCUUGGAGAAGGCCGUCACUGCCGUGCAGCAGAACGACCCCAAAUACUACAGAGAGUUUGAGCCGGUGCUGUCGUGGAGUUUCUAUGUGAUUCCUCAGACGUGGCGCGCCACAGAUCCCAGCCUGGUGUAUUCCUCCACCAUGACCAACGAGUGCUACGACGAGCAGCUCGGCGACAAAUGUCUGACCCUGCUGCUGGGAACCUGGAAGAUGAACGGGACGCCGUGCAUCGUCACCAAACCCUGCCGGGACACCAUGACUCGCUUCGGUUGUCCUCACUACUCUCUGUCCCACCAGCUGCUCUACUUCAUGAUCGGCAAAAUGAAAGGCUGCACCAACCUGCUGAAAGGAGACACCCGAGCGUCCCGAGCCAACAUGACCGAACACAGCUACAAGAAGAUCUUCUGCUCCAACAUGAUGAAGGCCAACCAGGACCUCAUCAGAGACGGCCUGACCGAGCAGAUGGCCGACAUCUUCAUGGAAAACAUCCUGAUGUGUGGAAUGGCCGGUUUCUCCGACUUCUACAAAGCUGACUGGCUGCAGCAAAUCCUCCGGCGGCAGGACGAGGAAGUGGGCUGCUUUGGGAGAGACAAGAGCAUCAUCUCUCAGAUCAUCGGAGACGAGCUGCUGGAAGAGCUGCAGCCUCACAGGAGAGUGAAGAGGAGGGAGAAAAUACUUCCAGACGGCUGUUCCAGUCACACGACGGGUGUGGCUGUCGGCGCUGUGGGAGGAUACCUGAACUACUACCUGACGGAACAGGACAUAACGAAGAGGCCACUCUCCUGAACCACCCCUCCAACCUCCACCCUCACACGUGUUCACGCUGUAACAACCUUGUAUAUCUUCAGGUAGAGCUGCUCUUCACCGCUGAAGACUGACUUCUGACGCAAUAUAAUGUUUAAUGAACAUAGUCCUGUGAUGACAGUGCUGGAGAUGUGGCUGGAUAAUCUACGAUUAUUAUGAUAAAAAUGUGUUUGUUUAUUCUACAUGUGCUGAGUCUGACCUACAGCAGAUGCCAUUUGACGGUAGUGAUGCUCCAAUCUCUCAGGAAAUGCUAAAAAUGUGCACAAAGAGUUUUAGUAGUUUAAAAGAAAAAGGUGAAGUUUAAGGGUAAAUCUUUCUAGCUACUGUCAUUCAAUUACAUCUGUCUGUAUGAUCCAUCUGCGGUGCCUAAUGUCACCUGUUCGAUGUGUAAAGUGUUUUAUCCACAAUGUAAAAUUGGCUUUUACUUUGAAAAUAACCAGCUAGUUGUUCUGAGAGAUCUAGGACGUAUUUGGCAACUGUGACUGUUUUUGAAUAUGACUUUUUGACUUUUUUCGCCUUUGUGACAGUAUUUGCUUCACCUGAUCACAGAACGUGUCGUGUCAACCGGCAUUUAUAUAAAAACCUGAGAAACUUCCAUUAUAAGUAUUAUAGUAGUCGGCUAUAUUUGCAGUUUAAUUUAAAAGUGUAAUGUAAACGGCUUGAACAACACUGUUGACUUCAAAAAGCAGUUUCUGUGUUAGUUCCUUCCUGCAGGAUCUGUCUGUAAAAAUGCCUUAAAGCAGGAAAUCAUCAGCCAUUAGAAGCCUGAUUGGAGCAUCCCUAUUUAAAAGGCAGAGACAUAUUUUAUGUAGCUUUAAAGAAAAAUGCCUGCAUACUUUUGUUUUCAAAAAUAACACUCUUUAUUUUCUUUAAAUUAUGUUUUUUCUGUCACAAACAUUUUGUCUUCUGAAUAUAAAACGGGGCAGAAGGCAGCUGUACAACCAGCACUGACCAAAGAGGAAAUAUGCACGAACAUGAACGCAUGUAGAUGAACUUACAUACAAAAAGCUCUCAUGUAUUUUAUGUUAACAGAAUAAACAACCAAUAUAACAAA
Acanthopagrus latus (yellowfin seabream) is the source of this 2215-nucleotide messenger RNA. It is a transcript of the gene c23h16orf89, whose product is annotated as chromosome 23 C16orf89 homolog. The coding region runs from base 79 to 1143 and encodes 354 amino acids. Gene Ontology annotation, cellular component: cytosol; membrane. The transcript has 8 exons. The record is from RefSeq and is a predicted model, not a curated record. Lineage: Eukaryota; Metazoa; Chordata; Actinopteri; Spariformes; Sparidae.